This is a messenger RNA of Enterobius vermicularis (human pinworm), 287 nucleotides long. The record is from the annotation of a GenBank genome assembly. NCBI's taxonomy places the organism in Eukaryota, Metazoa, Nematoda, Chromadorea, Rhabditida, Oxyuridae.
AUGGGGAGUGUUAAAACGGGAAUUGUGAGGGGAUUUGCCGUCUUCUGCCCGGCUCUGUCUCUUUGCUUCUCCUCUUACUUCACUGGUGCAAUCUCACACACACAGAGACACACACAGAGACACACACACACACCACCACACACACACACACACACACACACACACACACACACAAACACACAGAUACAGACACAGACGAACACACCUCCACAGACACAGACACAGACACCAACUAACAGUAAAACAGAUGAACUGCAAAUUCGACCGGUAAUAACCAAGAAAUAGUC